AUGGUCUUUAAUCAGAACUCCGGCCGCGCUGCGAGCUUCAAGAGCGCCUACGGCCCCAAGUAUCACUAUGAGCCCAACCUGAAUGGCUUGAACAAGACGACUCUAUUCAGACUAGGCCUCAGGACCGCUUCGUUUGGUGGUGCCGCCGCUAUUGCUGCCAUUUUCUACACCUCUGGAAUUCCCCGCAUCCAGCGCGACAUCCUUCAGCCUAUCCCCUUCUUCGGAAAGUUCUUUAUCAAGGAGGAGGUUCCUGCGUCCGACAACCCCUUCUAG
Molecule: messenger RNA, 273 nt
Organism: Drechmeria coniospora
Lineage: Eukaryota; Fungi; Ascomycota; Sordariomycetes; Hypocreales; Ophiocordycipitaceae
Exons: 6
Coding region: 1-273 (90 amino acids)
Biological process (GO): mitochondrial electron transport, ubiquinol to cytochrome c
Source: RefSeq, a predicted model, not a curated record